This is a messenger RNA of Staurois parvus, 345 nucleotides long. Lineage: Eukaryota; Metazoa; Chordata; Amphibia; Anura; Ranidae. The record is from the annotation of a GenBank genome assembly.
AUGCAGACUGCAUCUACAAACAUUUGUGAAUUAAUGGGUUGCUCUCUCGAGCUCAGUGAAUUCAAGCAUGGUACCUUGAUAGGUUGCCACCUGUGCAAUAAGUCCAUCCAUGAAACUUCCUUGCUACUAAAUAUUCCACGGUCAACUGUUAUUAGUAUUAUACUAAAGUGGAAGUAACUGGGAACAACAGCAACUCAGCCACGAAGUGAGCGGGGUCAGCGCAUGCUGAAGCGCACAGUGUGCAGAAGUCACCAACUGUCUGCAGAGUCAAAAGCUAAAGAUGUCCAAACUUUGUGUGGACUUCAUAUUAGCACAACAGUGUGUAGAGUGCUUCAUGGUAAUAGG